Lathyrus oleraceus (garden pea) is the source of this 591-nucleotide messenger RNA. RefSeq lists its product as uncharacterized. Gene Ontology annotation, biological process: DNA integration. NCBI's taxonomy places the organism in Eukaryota, Viridiplantae, Streptophyta, Magnoliopsida, Fabales, Fabaceae. The transcript has 2 exons. The record is from RefSeq and is a predicted model, not a curated record. Bases 1 to 591 code for a protein of 196 amino acids. Gene Ontology annotation, molecular function: nucleic acid binding.
AUGGUUAUUAUUUCUCCAAGGGAUGUAUUGGCCCACCAUGUUAAAAGGCUGCAUCAAAUUCUCCAAAGGAUGUCAAGAGUGUCAGGCCAAGAAGAUGUGAUUGAAUUUAUCCAGAAAUACAUCAUCUACAGAUUUGGGAUUCCAGAGACCGUUACAACGGAUCAAGGGUCAGUAUUUACUGGUCGAAAGAUGCAAGAAUUUGCUAAAGAAAUGAGUUUCAAAUUGUUAACGUUUACGCCAUAUUACGCUCAAGCUAAUGGUCAGGUUGAAGCAGCAAACAAAGUGGUAAUUGGUUUUAUCAAGAAACAUAUAGGGAAGAAACCUAGAAAUUGGCACAAAACUUUAGAUCAGAUUUUGUGGGCGUGUCAGACCUCUCCCAAGGAAGCCACUAACUCGACCCCAUUUCGACUGACCUUUGGUCAUGAUGCGGUUUUACCAGUAGAAAUUUACCUACAAUCAAAAAGUAUUCAGAGGCAUCAUGAGAUUCCAUCAGAAUCAUAUUGGAACAUGAUGUUAGAUGAGUUAUCCGAUCUAGAUGAAGAGAGACUAAAUGCCUUGGAAUUACUGAAAAGGCAGAAGAAGGGGGUAUAA